AUGGAUGAGAAAUCAAGAUAAUGGGUUAUAGAAAAACCAAUUGUAGCAUGUUUUAAAAAUGAAAUAUUAAUAUCUGCUUUUACUAAAUUGGAUUCUACAAAAUAAACAACAUUAUAAAUUUUUAAGAUUUUUGAUAAUCUUGUUAAUUUAUUUCCUGGUUUGGCUAAUAUUUAUAGGAAAGGAGUGAAUAAGGAAAAAAUUAUGAAUUUAUUUUAGAGAAUAAAUAAAUCUGAAUUAUAAAAUACUUCAUUUGAAAUACCAAAUUUAUAGGGUCCAUCAUCAAAUUAAGUUAGAAUUACUGGAUAAGAAAAUAGGGCAUCUUUAUAAAGACCAGGGUAUAUAAAAUUUAUUUAAAUUUUAGAUCUAUUCAUAAUUCAAAUAGAAGCAAUAAAUUAAAUAAAUUACCAUCUGCUAUUAAUUAAAAUGGAAGAUAAUCAAGAGCUAUUUCUUUGAUUAAUUCACUUUAAAAAUCAAAUUAAUCUGAAUAAUAAGUUGAUUUUAAUUCAUCUUUUUAAAGCAAUAUACCAUCCUAAUUUACUAAUAGAUAAUAAAAAUAAAAUUCUAAAUAAAUUGUUCUUACUAAAGAAAUACUUCAUCCUGAACAGUUUCUUUUAGAAAAGCAAAAGAUAUAAAUUCCAUUUUUAGUAAAAGAUGAAUUAGAAAUGGUAUAACAUUGUAGAAAUAGAAAUUUUGAGAAAUUAGUAAGAAUAGAAAAAGUGAGUAAUAUGAUUCAAUAAGUGGGUUAAAAAUUGGCUAUAGAAGAAGAAAAGAAGAAACUAUAAAAAAGAUACCUUUAAUUAUCUAUUGCUAAGUGA
Molecule: messenger RNA, 815 nt
Organism: Paramecium pentaurelia
Lineage: Eukaryota; Ciliophora; Oligohymenophorea; Peniculida; Parameciidae
Source: the annotation of a GenBank genome assembly